Nelumbo nucifera (sacred lotus) is the source of this 1182-nucleotide messenger RNA. It is a transcript of the gene PDCB1, whose product is annotated as plasmodesmata callose-binding protein 1. The record is from RefSeq and is a predicted model, not a curated record. NCBI's taxonomy places the organism in Eukaryota, Viridiplantae, Streptophyta, Magnoliopsida, Proteales, Nelumbonaceae.
ACCCCACUGCCUACACAACUCUACAUCAUCCUCCUAUUAUUGUCUAGAAAUCUCCAUUCCCCACAAGCCCAUUAAGUUUUUCUCUCUCUAUCUCUCUCUCUAAGCAUUCCUCUUUUUCUGCUGCUCCUAUCUUGAUUUCUAAUUUUCAACCAGCAUUCUUCAGUCGCCAUUAAUUCCUCCUGUCUCAGUUUUAUCUUGCCAUCCUUGUUGCAAUCAUGGCUGUUCUAGUGGUUCUCGUGCUUAUAUUGGCUAUGACUGGUCACUCUGCUGCAAAUUGGUGUGUCUGCAGGACGGAUGUGAGUGACACAACCCUUCAGAAGACCCUAGAUUAUGCUUGUGGAUCUGGAGCUGAUUGCACUCCCGUCCUUCAAAAUGGGGCUUGUUACCAGCCCAACACUGUCAGGGCUCAUUGCUCAUAUGCUGUGAAUAGCUAUUUCCAGAGAAAAAAUCAAGCUCAAGGAUCUUGUGACUUUUCAGGCACAGCCACAGUUUCUACAACUGACCCAAGCACCGGUAAUGGUUGUGUUUAUCCCGCAACUCCAAGUGUUGCAGGAACACCGUCUACAACACCCUCGACCACAACUCCGUCUACAACACCCUCGACCACAACUCCGUCUACAACACCAUCAACCACAACUCCAUCUACAACCACACCUUCUUCAACUCUGACUCCUACAACUGGAGUAAUAGGAGGGGGGGUUACAGGUUUAGGCCCAUCUGGAACUGGCAUUACCGACACCAGUGACGCAUCUGCUCUCAGUCUCAUACUUCAAAAGAACUUCUUUUCCCUGCUUCCGGCCGUCGUCUGGGUUUCCGGCAUGCUUUUCUUGUGGGCUUGAGGCAAGCGACGGCAGGAGAAGUGGUGGCUGCCGUGGGUGGUAGUGAUAGGGUUUGGACUUGGGGGGCCACAUAUGAGACGGUGGAGCUUCAGUUGUGUGUGGACGAGAUUUUGCCACGACCAGAUGAUAGACAUGUGUGGUUCUUUGGAUUGUCGAGAGGGGGAAUCAUCUAGGGUACAUUUCCCACUAGCUUUUGUUUUUUCCUUGGUGGAAAAAGCUGGAUUUUGGAUUCCUUUUAGGUGAUGAUGGAACAUAAUUUAGUACUACCUUCCUCCUUUUCUCCUUUUGUAUAUGUAGAGAGACACAGUAUUUUAUAUUAUUAUUAUUAUAAAUUUAGUGAGAA